AUGGUGGUUUCCUCUUCGUCAAAGGCUGCCAAUUGUUGCAGUUCGCUGGUGUUGAUGCCCAGCUUUGGAUCCACAGAAACUGCUGUGCCAAACUCCAGGUCUCUUAGAGACUUGGACACUCCGCAGAUUAUCUUUUUGAUAAUGCUGAAAUCGCCAAGCAACAACGCCUGGAUGAUGAAUUGCGGAUGCAACGAGUGCGAGUCGAAACCAACGGCCAAAAUUCCCUGGUUGAAGUUUGUGCACGUCCAGUCGAUGUCUUUGAUCUGCUCUGUUUCAAACGUCUCUGAGUACUCCAAAGUGCCGAGUCUUGUGUCCCAGAUGUACAGCUGGUCGGAGUUCUCGCUCACGAUUGCGAGACGGUGGAUCGAGGAGCCGUUGAGGAACCGGGCUUUGCAAAUGCCAGUGGAGAACUCCCGUUUCAGAAUCCACGAGAUCUCGCCGUUUUCCAGCCGUGUCGAUCGAAGCACACCAGCGAGUCUUCCAGAGACAGUUUUCCCCGAACCGGGUGGUGGACAGAACAACAGACCCGUCUGCCGAGCGGAUGAGUUUGCGGAUGGACUUGUUGAGCCCCGUGAACUUGUGCUGGAGCUCGCCAAUGGUCACCUUGGUGGAGAUGGAGCUGGCGAUCUCGAGCUCCUCAAACUGGAACAGCGACGAGAACGACACUCCGACGUGUCUGAUGGAGUUCUUGAACAGAUCGUGGAUGAUCAGCGACAACGACAUGUCGUCCGGGGUUUUAGUGAGCUGGACGUCCUGCACAAAGACGGCCUGACAGUCGCUGGGAAUACAGUUUUUCCCGAGCUGGAUGGACGCUCUUGUGAGUCCGCCGUGCGAGUUGACCACGCCGUCGAGCUUGCCGACGUUGAUCUUGCCGUCGGACCCCACCAAUGUAUAUAUUUCUGCACGGCCUUGUCUGUCGAACACGAGACAGAUUUCCGGACUGGUAGCCAGCAGUUGUGCCAGAUGGCUUUGUCUGCGGUGGUACAGACUCAGCGUAGACCCGCUGCGGCUUCUGGGAACCUCUGUGUCUCGUGCCGGGGCUGCUAUGCGUGGAUGGGACUCGUGGAGCUCGAGUUUGUCCAGAACGUUGCGGAUGCCCAAAUCAACGGUCUGACUGUCCACCACUGCCACGAAGCUGUCAACAGGGAGCUGCACAAGGCCGCUGCACACAACCGUGAACCCUGUGUCGCGGUAGUACAUAGAGAACACGCGCAACGCGGAGUCGUCCCCGUAGACCGUGCCUGCUUUCCAAUGGAGCAGCGACACGUGAGCGGCAACGGCGACGUAGUUGAGCUCGAACUCGGCAGAUUCGAUGCCAAAAGCUACACGGUGCCAGACCUUGACCAGACGGUCGCCGUAGCCGGUGGUGGCGAUCGUGGACGAGUUGGGCGAGAACCGCGCCAUUCCCUGGACAAGUACAGGGUCUGGAGAUGCUGGAAGUUUUUCGUCACAAUGACCAGACUGUUGCCCGAGCAGUACGCGAGGAUCUGGACGUCGUUCCAAUUGACGAACGCGCUGCUGUGCGGCGUGCGGUUGGGCUCGCCGGGCACAAAGUUGAGACUCAUGGCAAGACGGUGUGAGGAUUGGUUAUUUAAUUUGAAAAUUUAUCUAUCUGCACAAGAACCAUGGUGGCAAGGUAAGUGGCCGCACCAACGGCGAAUAUCUAACACACAUAGUUGUAAAGACCAGUUGAAACAGGUGGCGAUCUGUCUGCAGCGGUCGCCGUGCGUGAUGAUCGAGCGCAACAAGCCCAAAGAGUGUCUGACGAACCCAGAGCUGGCCAAGGACUUGCCCGAGCUGUGUAAGGCGCAGCUGGCCACGUUUCUGGAGUGCAAGCGCGGUAUCGUGGACAUGCGCAAACGGAUCCGCGGAAACGGAACGCUCAGCACGGGCAGGUACGACGAGCAGUACGAGAAACUGUCGUCGGGCAAUUUCGACCCUGCAGAGGAGAUGAACAAGCUCAAGAAACUCGACUCCGCCGUCAAACAGUGA
Ogataea philodendri is the source of this 1992-nucleotide messenger RNA. RefSeq lists its product as uncharacterized. The record is from RefSeq and is a predicted model, not a curated record. The coding region runs from base 1 to 1992 and encodes 663 amino acids. Gene Ontology annotation, biological process: mitochondrial respiratory chain complex IV assembly. Gene Ontology annotation, cellular component: mitochondrion. NCBI's taxonomy places the organism in Eukaryota, Fungi, Ascomycota, Pichiomycetes, Pichiales, Pichiaceae. The transcript has 6 exons.